AUGGGGAUCGGUAGCCCGCUCGUGACCCUCUCUGCUCUGGCAAGUCUCUCUUGGUUUCCCCAAGUGAGAUGUGAGGAAACCUGUGUGAAUGCUGAACACUGCUCAAGCACUGAUUGGGUCCGUCUCUGGUACAUCUGGCUGGUGAUGGCAAUUGGUGGGCUGCUGCUUGUGUGUGGCCUGGUGUCAGCCUGCAUGAGGUGCUGCUGCCGGCAGGCAGGGGAGGAGUCGGGUUCCCACCCCUAUGAGGUCACAGUCAUCGCCUUUGAUCAUGACAGCACUCUCCAGAGCACUAUCACUUCUCUGCAUUCUGUUUUUGGUCCUGCUGCCAGGAGGAUACUGGCUGUUGCACGUUCCCACAAUGCCGUGCUAGGAUCACCACCACCUUGCGGAUCAGAGACCCCUCCAGUCUAUGAGGAGGCCCUACAUAUGAGCAGGUUCACGGUAGCCCGGACUGGGCAGAGAGUCCCAGACCUGGCCCCAGUGCUAGAGGAAAAGCAACAGGCGUCAGCUGUGAAAGAUGAUUCACAACAAGACCUCCCCUGAUGUGAAUGCACCCAAUUUCUUUUUUUUUACUUGGACAACAAUGCA
This is a messenger RNA of Mauremys reevesii (Reeves's turtle), 588 nucleotides long. RefSeq names its product transmembrane protein 52B (gene TMEM52B). The record is from RefSeq and is a predicted model, not a curated record. NCBI's taxonomy places the organism in Eukaryota, Metazoa, Chordata, Testudines, Geoemydidae. Bases 1 to 543 code for a protein of 180 amino acids. The transcript is spliced from 5 exons.